UGAAUGGAGUGGCAAUUAUGGCGGCGGACGUGGAGAAGCGUGAGGAGAAUUUGGUUGAAGAGAAUUUGGUCGAAGAGCUGGAUACGGCCGCUGAGGCAGCUGUGCAGCGGAAGCCGGUACCUGGGGUGAUCUAUCUGGGGUACAUCCCGCCGGGUAUGGAGCUGGGUCUGCUACGGAAAAUGAUGUCCGCCUUCGGGGAGGUGGGCAGAAUCUUCCUGCAGCCGGCAGAUGAAAAGAAACCCCGGAGGAAGAAAAAGAUUGGCAGUCUUGGGAAAGACUUCACUGAAGGAUGGGUAGAAUUUCAGAACAAGGCAGUGGCUAAAAGAGUAGCCAGAAGUCUCCACAACACACCGAUUGGAACUAAGAAACGCAGCCGCUUCCAUGAUGACUUGUGGAACAUGAAGUACUUGCAUCGCUUUAAAUGGAUCCAUCUGAGUGAGCGCCUGGCCUACGAGAAGCUGGUGAAGCGACAAAGACUACGGGUGGAAGUAUCCCAGGCCAAGCGCGAGACAAACUUUUUCCUCCAGAAUGUGGAGAAGAGCAGGAACCUGGAGAAGUUGCAGGAACUGAAGCGGAAGAAGGGGGAGGAGUGGCAGGAGAAGAAUUGGCAUUUCCAUCAGCGGGCCACUGAGACGGAGAUCCAAGCCAGGAAGGCUACUGCUCAUGUGCCCACUGCCAACAAGGCCAAGGAGCUCAAGAGGGUGGCUGAGUUCCACAGGAAAUCCCAGACUAACACAUCACUCUUGGCCAAGAUCUUUAACCGUCCUAUGGAACAGGAGUAGGCCAUUACAGGCUCAAGGACUGAACUUCAAUACAGAGUAACCUCCUCAAUUGGAACAGAGGGAAAGAGACCUUGUUGGUUCUGACUGCAAAUGAUUAAAUGCAAAAGAUUGAUUCCAGGAGAACAGGGGUCUUGCGGAUUCAUUCAUUUCAGUUCGAAAUGCCCAUAUUGCAAAUGUUUGUUGCAGCCCUGGAGUAUGCAACAUUACCAGAGAUUUUUUUGCUGAGGGAGGAGCAAUAUGUAACCAGGACACACAUGUGCAGAGGGGAGGAAGAAUAUUUUCCAGAUAGGGGUUAUUUAAAUGACUAAUUAGCAGAUGCUGUAUUUUGCAUCAUUUUAAUUUGUUCAACAAUAAACUUGAUAUUCGAAUGUUGCUGUCUUCAUC
Mobula hypostoma (lesser devil ray) is the source of this 1166-nucleotide messenger RNA. It is a transcript of the gene abt1, whose product is annotated as activator of basal transcription 1. The record is from RefSeq and is a predicted model, not a curated record. The transcript is spliced from 3 exons. The coding region runs from base 18 to 782 and encodes 254 amino acids. Lineage: Eukaryota; Metazoa; Chordata; Chondrichthyes; Myliobatiformes; Myliobatidae. Gene Ontology annotation, biological process: endonucleolytic cleavage in 5'-ETS of tricistronic rRNA transcript (SSU-rRNA, 5.8S rRNA, LSU-rRNA); endonucleolytic cleavage in ITS1 to separate SSU-rRNA from 5.8S rRNA and LSU-rRNA from tricistronic rRNA transcript (SSU-rRNA, 5.8S rRNA, LSU-rRNA); endonucleolytic cleavage to generate mature 5'-end of SSU-rRNA from (SSU-rRNA, 5.8S rRNA, LSU-rRNA). Gene Ontology annotation, molecular function: RNA binding. Gene Ontology annotation, cellular component: nucleolus.